Rotaria sp. Silwood1 is the source of this 387-nucleotide messenger RNA. Lineage: Eukaryota; Metazoa; Rotifera; Eurotatoria; Philodinida; Philodinidae. The record is from the annotation of a GenBank genome assembly.
AUGUAUACUUGUAGUACAACACCGGGAAAUUCUCAAACGACACUAGAACAAGGUAAUUGUCAACGAACAGGAUGUCCAACUGGUUUAUGUUGUUCAAAAUAUGGCUAUUGUGGAAAUACACCUGAACAUUGUGAUCAAACACCAAUUAGUAAUGGGAAUUGUAAAACUCAAGGUUGUCCUCGGGGACAAUGUUGCAGUGAUUAUGGAUUUUGUGGCACAACGGUUGCUCAUUGUAAAAAUGGUAAUAGUGUUCCAUUUGUACAAGGUGAUUGCCAACAAAAAGGUUGCCCACGUGGACUUUGUUGUUCAAGAUUUGGCUAUUGUGGCAGUACAGCAGCAUAUUGUUCAGGUACAUCAGGAUUGACUCCUUCGGGUAAAAAUUUAUAG